This is a messenger RNA of Aquila chrysaetos chrysaetos, 7237 nucleotides long. RefSeq names its product DET1 and DDB1 associated 1 (gene DDA1). The transcript has 5 exons. The record is from RefSeq and is a predicted model, not a curated record. The coding region runs from base 99 to 407 and encodes 102 amino acids. Lineage: Eukaryota; Metazoa; Chordata; Aves; Accipitriformes; Accipitridae. Gene Ontology annotation, cellular component: Cul4-RING E3 ubiquitin ligase complex. Gene Ontology annotation, biological process: positive regulation of proteasomal ubiquitin-dependent protein catabolic process.
AAUAGAGACGCGCGGGGCGGGCAGCGGAGGCAGUGGGUGGGUUGAGGCGCGGCGAGCGGCGGGGGAGGGGCGGCUCCUCACGACUGGCGGCGGCGAAGAUGGCAGAUUUUUUGAAAGGAUUACCGGUCUAUAACAAAAGCAACUUCAGCAGAUUCCAUGCGGAUUCUGUAUGUAAAGCAUCAAAUAGAAGACCAUCGGUAUAUCUUCCCACGAGAGAAUAUCCAUCUGAACAAAUCAUAGUAACAGAAAAGACAAAUAUACUUUUGCGUUAUUUACAUCAGCAGUGGGACAAAAAGAAUGCAGCAAAGAAGAGAGAUCAAGAGCAAGUGGAAAUAGAAGGUGAGAAUUCGGCGCCGCCACGGAAAAUCGCUCGGACAGACAGCCAGGAUAUGAAUGAGGACACUUAAACUCUUGGCUUUCUCCUCUACUACUUUGCAGGCGCUUCCUGUUUUGUCUCAAAGUGUGUAAAGUUUGCCCCUUGCCCCCAUCUCUCACCCCUCCACUACGCAGCCCAAACCACUUCUGACUUUAUAGGAGCCAACAUAUUUAUUUCUUUUUUUCUCUCCAUUUUUUAUUUAUGCCGUAAAACUUACGGAGCAGUGGUGGAACAAUUCAGUAAAUGGUGUAGUAUAACCUUAGUUCCUCCUUUCUAAAAAUAUACACUGUCACUUUCACAGGUUUUGUUGAAUCUGUUACCUAAUCAACCAGGUCUAGCUAUUGGAGCCUGGGUAGGAGAUGUGGGUUAUUACAGAACCCGUCAGUGAUAUAGGCUCUCCGAUUCAUGUACCUGUUGACAUAUUACAAGUCGUUAACUCUUCUUUGGAUGUGCCCAGUCCAGCCAUAAGUGUGGGGCCUCACUAUUUUUCUCAAAUACCUUGAAACUGGCACUGCACUAAAAAAAUCAUGGGUGUCAUUUAGGGUUAUGUUGAUCUUAGCAAACGUGUUGUCAACUUGAUAUAUCAGUUGUAUUCUUUUGGUCUGUUCUGUAAGGGCCACGGUCAUUUGGCAGCGUACAUUAUCUCAUGCACCAGUGGUCAUGGAGAAUUCAAGUGAAAGGUGUGUUGCUUUUGUUGCUCUUAAAUUCUAACCGUCUCUUGGUCUUGAACGGACUGAUAUGUGCAACUUCUCCGUUGGAAUAAAAGGAUACUCUUAUCCUAUUCUGAGUAUUUGAUCAACAGUGUAUUUAAGCAGCAGCUGAUGGAAUGGAGUCGGGUAGGCAUCCUGCAGGCAGCGCGUGGCUGGAUUAAGUCUGGGAGCACCUCGGCAACUAGAUCUAGUUCUCUGUCUCAAUUGCCAGCUCUGAAUAAUGGUACGUUGUAUUUUCCUGCGAUAUCGGCAUGUCUGGAAUGGAGUUCAGGACUUGGAGUUGAUCAAAAUGUGAGCUUCCAUGGUCUCUGAUGAAGACCAAUCUCUUUUGGACUGUGACAGUUCAGUGCCUGUUGCCUGUUACCCUUCGCUGACUUCAAUAAGAGCCAAAAUGGAGACCUGUAAGUCGUCUAGGUGGAUUCAGAGGUUCAGAGACUAAAAGGAAAUGAGCAUCGUCACCUGAAGGGGACAGGAAAGGUGUAGCUUAGUAACGAUGUCUUGUCUGCUUUAACGUAAGAAGCUGACUUCACACUGUGUUAGUUUAAAUUGUUGCAUUUAUAGCUGUGUUUUUUCCUCGUUGACAAAUCCUAAACACCAAUUCAAGAAAUCGCACGAACGUUUUUCUAGAGAUCCUGGAUAAGGCUUGUUCUGAGUGGCCGCAGUGGCAGCGAGCUUUGAGGGUUUCUGCUGUCCCCUUCUCCACAGCAUCCCCGUCCAACCAGGGGAUGCCACGUGUGCAGGUUUGGGGGCAAAGGGAACGCGAAGGGUGAUAAACUGAUGCUGAGGACAGCAUGUUGCAAGGCAGAACCUUAGGAAGAGCAGGGCACAGCUAACGUUGCAAUUUUAAAUGUACAUUAGGCACCAAGUUUCUGAUGCAGUGAGUGAAUUUAACACUGAGUAGUUUAGAACUUUGUAUCUGCCUCAAAAAACGUUACCUUUUGCUAUGGCAGUAACCUCCAAAUUACUGGAAUGUCUUUGAAAAUGCCAACUGUGUUGGUGAAGAUAAAAUAUACUCGGGUUUCUGUGUGAUUUACUGGCGAUUGCAAGAGGACUCCUCACCGAGUUACGCUGUCAAAAAGUGCUUUUGUGCAAAGUGCAAGACAUUGACUGAAGAUGCGGUGUUAGCAUCCAGCUUCGCAGGGAUUAUCUGAAGCUGAAACUGAAGAAUCCUUUGAAGAGCUGUGAGAUACCAAAAGAGGAAACGGACGUGCAGCUGGUGGUAAAGUGUGACCAAUUUGUGUGUUUAGCAAAGCUUGAGAGCUGCAGCCUUGCAGUAAUGUUUGUACAGUGCUUUAAAGUUGUAAAAUGCUGUAUAAUUCUUGAGUGAUAUGGCAAGGUUUGAGCUUUGCUGACUUCUCUGCUAGACAGAGUGAUGUACUAUUAAAGAGAGUUGGCAGUUCCUUCCUGUUGUAAACCCCCGUCUUUGUUCCCUCUGUGUCUUUUAAAAAUGAUCUUGUUGGUUAUGGGAGCCUUUGAAAUAUUUCAGAUAUUUUUAGGAGGUAAAAGACAGUUGCCUUUUAAAGUAGUUCUGAAGUGAUGGAGAAACAAGUCUUCAAAGCGAUGUAACUUCUAAGUGUCAAACUGGUUGGGUUUUGUUUUUUUUUUUGCAUUGGUGGCUGUGUACAAGCAGUAUGGAUUUCUGAUACCCACAGUGAGUCUUUUCUACACCCCAUCCAAUCUGAAGCGAGAGCUCCCUUUCUUCUUCCUUCUCCAACUCACUUUCCAUGCUGCUACUGCCUCAAGAGUGCUGUCCUCGAGCUGUUGCACUUUGAUCCUGUAUUCACGUCUCUUUAAUACAUGGUAAGUGUAUUGGGUUUGAAUGUUGCAUGGAAGAUCUUACUUGCCUAACUGUGACUUCCUGGUGCCUUAGUGCAUUGAAAACAACAAAAAAUGUUUAAAAAAACAAACCCUGGGUUUUUGCUGACUGCACUGUUUGUAUAAUACCUAGCUCCUCUGACUUCCUUCCAACUCUCUUGUUACAAAGUGACUGAGAUUUAGUGGCCCUCAGGGGGUUUUUCUAUAUGUCUGCAUAGCGGUAUUUUUAUUGUUUCUGUUACCAGUGUAUACUAAAGGUUUGGGUUUUUUAAUGAAAACUUAAGAUACUUGUCAGAGAUCAGAAUUUUGGUUUUUUAGUUGAAUAGCGCAUCUUUUCUCAAAAUUCGAAGCAGCAGAAACAUGUUUCUUGAUAUCAAGGGACGAUGAGUCCGUCUAGGAGCAGCCCCUUCCAGCAGACUGUCCUGUUCUCAGGCGUCUGUCCUGUAUUAAACAGCGCUGGAGCUUGUGCCCAAUGUGAGCAAUUAGAUGUGUGCUGGGUACGUUUAGAAUAUUAAAAAGUUGGGCACUGCCUUUUUCUAACAUAAAAAUACACUAGUGACUGAUGUGCAGGGAAACUAAAGUUUGGGUUAGGUUAAUUCUUGAUAUUGUAUGAUCACUUUUUAGGGGAGAAAUAGUUUAAAAAAACUCCUCACAUUAAGAGUUAAGAGGUGGAAAAAUGUUGAGAGAAAGAAUGGACUUUAACAUGUUCUAUGAAUUCACAGCUGAGGGGCCAGGUAACUGUGUCUGAGCAGCAAAGUCUGUGUUUGUUUGCAUUGAUGGUUGACUCCUGGAGUGUGCUGGGUCAGUUUAUUAUGUCAGAGUAUGUUCAGUCAGGUAACGUUGGCAUGUUCAGCUUUCAAGGUGUUUCCUGUUUCCGUCUGUGGAAGUUUUUCGAGACCCUGACGAACGAUGCCCUGAGCAACCUGCUCUGCGUUUGGUGUCGCCCGUGCUUUGAGCAGGAGGCUGGAAGCAACCUCCUGGGGUUCUUUCCAACUGAUAAACACUGGCAAGUGCAAAAUGCAGCAGAACCUGUGGCUAGAAGGUUUGUUUUUGUAUGAAGCUGGCAAGCUGUGGAAGACUGUUAGCAAGGCUUAUGGAGUCUGCAAGCAUGUGCAAAAGUUUUUGACAAGCCCUGAAACCACAUUGUGCUAUCAAGAACAGCGAGUGGCAGGAUGGGGAUUGAGACCGGGAGGGGAGGAAGGGAGCCGGGAGGAAGGGAGCCGUUCAGCUCCCCAUCUGCCUGACGCUGCAGCUCAGCCUGGACCGAGGCUGUCGUGGGUCUAAACUCUACCACAGGAGUAUUGAAGGUGGGCAGAAGUUUUUAGAUGUAUUUCACUAACAAGAUGCAUUUAGAUGCAUUUCACUGUAAGAGGACAGGCUUUUAGAGUAAUUUAGAUGUGUUAGAUCUGAUUUAAAAAAAAAAAAAAAACAAAACACUUGUUUUCUUAGCCUUGGCAAGACAUGAAGCACCAGCAGCGAUCUGGUUUGAGUGUCUGGGAUGCAUGUCCCAGUGACUGUUGGGAGCUGGUUGCCAGGUCGGGUUGUGAUGAAUUCAAAGGACAUGCUCAACCCGACUGCUGUUUUCUGUCAUCCUGGUAAAUGUGCCAAGCUGUUAGUGAACUCCACAUGCGUGCAGUUGUUUGGGGUUUUACCGACAUCUCUGUGUGGGGAAGGCUGUGAAGUUGGCUUUGGAGUAGGAUCGGCUGGAAAAUGGGUUUCCCUCCCUCUCCAGUGCGUGCCUUAUGCAGCAAUUCAGUUGUCAGUGUUUGGACUGUUUCCUAUGAGGCAAAUUUUGAACAUGCUGGACAUUAAUCUUAAAAUUUUCACUCUGUACUAGGUAGUUAUAACAGGUAUAACUUCAAAACUUAUUUUUUGGUGAGCUCCUUGUCACUGGUCUUAAGGGCAAAGACUAAGCAGGAGUCUUUUCUAACACUGCAGCUAUCAGCUAUGUUACCACUUAAUGUUUUCUGGCUUGUUUGUAAACCACUAGCUUAAUUUUUUGUUUUUAAGAAUUUUUAAAAAGACCUGCAUAUCUAUAAUAGGAAAACUAAUUUGUUUUCCUCGAUUAAUGACGUCAGCCUGGCAGCAGGGGAAUUGUGCGACACACUGACCGUGACCAGAGGGUUUCCAGCUGAUCUCUGUGUCAUGUUUUAUCUUAUAUUUUUUUGAUGUGUAACAGAGAGUGGGAAAUCCUUCUCUUUAAAGAAGAGAGGGUUGCAUUUACCUGGGAGCAGCAAAGGGUAUUUUUGGGAGCAGUGCAGAGGAUGUGCUGGCUGCUGUGCCCAGAAGGGGGUAUUGCAUCAUGGCUUUGGUUAAGCACAGAGUGACCUUCAUGCCGUGCUGACUGCGCUUUUGGGUUUCUCUGCUGCUGGUUCACAAUGUCUGUGCCCUGACAGCGGAGAGUGCAGCCCCAGGAUCUCAUCUAACAGCUGAUCUGGGAUGUUUGCUGCUAGUAAUCACCUAAAAAUGCUGAGUCAGCAGGCUAUCCAGGUGGACUGGCUAUGCCAGCUGACAGCUUACUUAUGGGUCUGAUGGCUGCAUCCAGCCUGCACUAAAUGACUUACUGUCACAGCAUUGGCUUGCAGAGCUCGUCCUGAAAUGCGUGCGCUGGCAGCUGAGUUAUGUUUUAUAUAAAAGAUGUGUGUCAUCUUGAGAGUUUAAUGUCAGGGAGGAGGCAGGACUUCUAGAACCUCAUCUUUUUUUAACUACUGGGAAAAAAACAUCUUUUAGGUGUUGAAAAGGCUGAACCUGGCCUGCAGGGAAGAUACAUCUUUGUAACUGAAACAAGGGAGUGAAAUACCAGCUUUCAAAUUCUCUUUAACACUGAGAGUCUGUUUUUAAAGGCAAAAAUUCCCUAGCGUGUCCCCAAAUAUGAAGAACUAAGGCUCCCUACGUGUGUGAUUUUAGAAUUGGGUUGUUCUAGGAAUUUAAAAAAAAACCAUCUUAUUGGUGGUCUUAAUGUUUUUUGAGGAGUCUGGGUGGCUUUAACCUUUGUGGUAGAGUUCCAAGUUUUGCUGAUGUAAACCCGAAAGUAAGUAUUCAGUUGGUGAGGUCGAAGGGCAGCACUGUUAAAACUUAACCCUCUUUCAGAUCAGGAUUUUUUUCAUAUUGGAGGUGGCUGGCUGAAUCGGUUGGGUGGCAUAGGGUGAGUGGGCACACCUGGGGGCCAGCGUUUGCUGCUGCACACACUGCAGUUGCAGACGAGGGUUUCCACAGGUCUUCACCUGCUCUGGUGCUCCUUCCCCAACCAACUACUCGGCAGCAUUCGGAGGCGAGAGACGGCCCCACUCCUUGGCUCACCAGCCCUGUAGGAAAGUGAUGCUGCCUUACAGCUGCCUUGUGCACAACGAGGACGGUAAUUUGUGCUCUUUGUGCUAUAACUCUGUUUUUAAUUUCCUUGCCUUUGUGACUGAAGCAAACUUUAUUUGGCUAGCAACUAGCAGUAGUGUUUCACUUUGCCUCAUUGCUACCAGCUCCAUCCAUAAACAUCCCCAGGACGACUUGUCCCUGUUCGCUCUUCAGUGAAUCACAGUGCUGCAGUCCCUGGGAUGUUGGUGUUAAAAACACACAGUGCUUUCAUUUUUUUUGAGAGACACGAUAUUGGACAGUCUUAACAGGUCAAAUCCUCUCCCCUGCUUUGAUAGAAGCAGCAUGUGUGUGAGCGUGAAAAGGGGUGAGGGGCUGGGAAGCAUCGAGGCAGUGGAGUAAGCUGGUGGAGAGCAGGACUAGCUGUCUGGUUUGUUCCUUAACGAUGGCUCUCGGGGAUGCAGGGACAUGGGAUGACUAAUCACUUACUGUAAGAAAUAGCACGAAAUCUGAAUGGAUGGUCAGACCUGAGUCACUGCGUUGUCUGUGCUACAGUUGUGCUGAUUUCCAAAUGCAUUCAUUUCUUAUUAAUCAGCGCACAGUGUGCCAUUAACAAGCUUUAUUGGGUAUUUUUAGUUAAACCACCCCGUCCUUGGCCAGUUGCACAUCACAGCUGGGUGUCUGAGAGCAGCUCAGAGCUUUCUGUCGUUCACAACUGCUUUUAACUCUUCUGGUUCAUUCAGCACAUGCAGUACCAGGCUGGUUUUUGCAAUGCAACGUCCAGCUUUUGAGUCUGUGUUACUUCCAACCUGUCUUUGCAACUUGAAUUUUCCUCUUUUGCAAAAAUAUUGUCUUGUGGGGCUGGGAGAAAGUGGUUUUUCCUGAAAGCUGCAUGUUGGCAGAAGGGCUGCCCUCGUGGAGUGACUGUAAAUACACUGUUAGUCGAAUGUCAUGGCCAUUGGAUUUUUUUUGCAUUUAUUUUUAAACUAUUCCAUGUUUGAUACUGUGUAUAAUAAAUUUGCAGAAUUUA